Messenger RNA from Dicrocoelium dendriticum, 270 nucleotides. Lineage: Eukaryota; Metazoa; Platyhelminthes; Trematoda; Plagiorchiida; Dicrocoeliidae. The record is from the annotation of a GenBank genome assembly.
AUGUCUUCGCUGCUUUCCUUCUGGCUUUUGGCUCUCGGUUUCACUGGGUUACUUUCCAAAGGGAAUUCAUUACCAAAAUUAGAGCCUCAAAAAUUCCAGUCAGUUUGGAUUCGACCGUUUGAAAUGUCUUCUCCCACAGAAGGCCCUGAUGGCUAUGCAGAAGCACCGUUUACACCGGAUGAUGGUCAAAAACUGAGCACUGGACUCAGUUUUGCAAAGCGUAUUCUGGCCGAUUUUAAACGUGCUGCAGUCCUUUCUGCUUAUCGGUAA